CAACAUUUAUAUAGGGGGGCAAAAUAAUAAUUUAGUCUUGCAUAUUACUGGAAAAAACUCGCCAUCGAUGAUCAGUGAUCGCUGUACACUUUGAAGCACGGUAUAGUUUUUGUUUGUUGUAUUUUUCUGGACAGUAACAACCCUGUCAGAGUUAAUUCAUGCAGAUGUGGGUUCAUCACUUUGGGUAAGGAAGAGAGAGGUUAGGGCAGAGAUGGUAAGCAGAGGGUCGUAUGGCUCUGGCGGCCUCUUGACUGGUAGAUUCCAUGCUCGAAAGCUAUCCCCAAGCGUCAUCACUUUCUAUACCAUCUUCAUAUUUGCUUUCUCCAUCAUCGUCUUCUUGUUCUACGUGAGGAACAUUAGUAUUGAUCAAGAUCCACGACGCCCUUUCAUUUCUCGACAAUCUAAUUCUCAGCAGUCGCUACAGGUGCCAGAGUUACAUGUGCACGAUAAGCAGCAACUUUGGGAUUCUCCGUUCAAUCAUGGCUUACACCAGUGUGUUGAGCGGACUACUAAAUAUAAAGCUGCCAAAGGAUUUAAUCGCUAUCUAACUGUGAGAAGUAACGGUGGACUAAAUCAAAUGCGAACCGGUAUAUCAGACAUGGUGGCUGUGGCACAUAUGAUGAAUGCAACUUUAGUCGUUCCUCAAUUGGAUAAACGUUCAUUCUGGAAAGACUCAAGUGUAUUUUCAGAUAUAUUUGAUGAGCUUCAUUUCAUUCAAUCCCUGAAAGGUGAUAUCAGGAUUGUUAGUGAGCUUCCCAAAAACUUGGAAGGUAUCCCCCGGGCCAGGAAACACUUUACUUCCUGGGCUGGGUUCGGUUACUAUACAGAUAUGACAAGGUUGUGGAGUGACUAUCAGGUGAUACAUGUUGCAAAAUCAGAUUCUCGACUUGCAAACAAUGAUCUUCCUCUGGACAUACAGAGGUUGAGGUGCCGGGCAAUGUAUCAGGCGCUUCGAUUUUCUCCUCCAAUAGAGAAUUUAGGAAAGAGGUUGGUGGAUCGGCUGAGAUCACAAGGAGGAAGAUAUAUUGCUCUCCAUCUGAGAUAUGAGAAAGAUAUGCUGUCUUUUACGGGUUGCUCUUAUGGUCUCACAGAUGCAGAAUCUGAAGAGCUUAGAAUUUUGAGGGAGAAUACAAAUUAUUGGAAAGUAAAAGCGAUAAAUUCAACAGAACAGAGAAUUGGAGGAUUUUGUCCACUUACUCCAAAGGAGGUGGGCAUUUUUCUUCACGCUCUUGGAUACCCACCAUCCACACCAAUAUACAUAGCAGCUGGAGAGAUCUAUGGUGGUAAUACUCAUCUUUCGGAGCUCUCAUCCCGUUUCCCUAAUCUAAUCUUUAAGGAAUCCCUUGCAACUCCUGAAGAGCUGAAAGAUUUCACUAAUCAUGCUUCCCAAACUGCUGCACUUGAUUACAUAAUAUGCGUAGAGAGUGAUGUAUUUGUUCCGUCAUAUUCGGGAAAUAUGGCAAGAGCAGUUGAGGGACACCGCAGAUUCUUAGGUCACCGCAAGACAAUCAAUCCAGACAGGAAAGGUCUGGUUGGAAUUUUUGAUAUGGUGGAAACUGGAGUGCUUGAAGAAGGAAAGGAACUGUCGCAAAUGGUUCAGCGGAUGCACAAGAACAGGCAAGGAGCUCCAAGGAAAAGGCAUGGUUCUCCACCAGGAGUCAAAGGCCGGGCACGAUUUAAGACUGAAGAGUCCUUUUAUGAAAAUCCAUAUCCUGAGUGUAUAUGUGGUUCUAAAAGCAAACUAGAAAUAACAUGACGAUAAACCAAACUGCAGUUACCUUUUAUUUUUGGAGAGACAGGUUAAUCUGUAAAUUGGUUUUGACAAAUUGUAAUUCUAUUUAGACAUAUCUGGUCUGGUUGA
Molecule: messenger RNA, 1861 nt
Organism: Vigna angularis (adzuki bean)
Lineage: Eukaryota; Viridiplantae; Streptophyta; Magnoliopsida; Fabales; Fabaceae
Product: O-fucosyltransferase 38
Exons: 11
Coding region: 212-1756 (514 amino acids)
Cellular component (GO): cytoplasm; nucleus
Source: RefSeq, a predicted model, not a curated record